Messenger RNA from Rhincodon typus (whale shark), 1218 nucleotides. It is a transcript of the gene nr0b2a, whose product is annotated as nuclear receptor subfamily 0, group B, member 2a. Gene Ontology annotation, biological process: circadian rhythm; negative regulation of transcription by RNA polymerase II. Gene Ontology annotation, molecular function: transcription factor binding; transcription corepressor activity. Lineage: Eukaryota; Metazoa; Chordata; Chondrichthyes; Orectolobiformes; Rhincodontidae. Bases 283 to 1047 code for a protein of 254 amino acids. The record is from RefSeq and is a predicted model, not a curated record. The transcript has 2 exons. Gene Ontology annotation, cellular component: cytoplasm; nucleus.
ACUUCUAGUCUCUAAAUGAAACGAUAUAAAUAGUCUCAGGUAUAAGCAGCUCAUUCGCUGCCUGUGGAGGCUUGUGCUGCAUUGAGAGCUGUAGACAAGCCUACCUGAUCUUUUCUCAGCCAACUCUUGUUCAGCAGAGCUCUAAAACUAGUUGUUUGAAGCAUUGGAGAAUUUGGGGAUUUUGGUUUCCAGUUAAAAUUAACACUUCAACUACAUUUAACUUGUUAACACCAUUACAGAGAGCUAAAUUCCGAGCGAUCCUGGUUUGGCGGUGAGGCAGUUAUGGCUUGUGUCAAUGUUCUAUCUGAUAAAUGCCAGUGUGAUUCUGGGAAGAGACAGAAUGCAAUCUUGUACACCAUCCUGAGCCAACGUGGAGACUGCAAGUUCUCACAUCACAACUGCUUCUGUGAAGUCAGGCAGACGGUUUGCUUGAAGACUCCCCAUGUUACCUGUCAGGCGGUAUCCGAUGUGUUGGCAAAGACAGUCGCUUUUAUGAGGAACCUCCCGUCAUUCCAUCAUCUUCCCAGAUCAGACCAGCUGCUGCUGCUGGAGAGCUGCUGGCUCUCCUUGUUUCUGUUAGGACUGGCUCAAGACAGAGUGAGCUUUGAGGUGAUAGAGACCCCAGGUCACAGCAUGCUGAAGAGAAUCUUGCUGAAUGGACCAAACCUGCUCAGGACAAAGGAAGAAGGGAGUUGGCAGCCAACGCUGGCUGGUGUACACAGAAUAAAAAUGUGUCUGAACAAAUUCCAGGGCCUGGAUCUUAGUCCUAAGGAGUAUGCGUACCUGAAAGGAGCUAUCCUUUUCAACCCUGACCUGCUUGGACUCCGAGCUGCUGGCUACAUUGAGAGCCUUCAGCGGGAAGCGCAGCGCGCACUGUAUGAGAUCGUGGUGUCGGCCAAGGGCAGUAGCCGCUUCGCCUGUAUUUUACUCGCCGUGUCCGCCCUGAAAACUGUCAGCACCGGACUCAUCAUCGAGCUGUUCUUCAGGCCAGUGAUUGGGCCAGCAACUAUGAAGGAACUACUGUUUGAAAUGUUAUAUUCCCAGUGAGGAAAUGGGUCCAUAGGGUCUGACUGCACCUCACCUCAGCCACUCACUCACUUAGCGCCCAGCCACAUCACUUGCCAUUCGCUGGUUAUCCACACCAGGCUCCUCUUUCUCUAUACUGUUUUGUAUUAAUUUAGUUUUAUCCUGAAUAAAAUUGGUUUGCUUAUUUUGGAA